This is a messenger RNA of Penicillium malachiteum, 405 nucleotides long. RefSeq lists its product as uncharacterized. The coding region runs from base 1 to 405 and encodes 134 amino acids. The transcript has a single exon. The record is from RefSeq and is a predicted model, not a curated record. Lineage: Eukaryota; Fungi; Ascomycota; Eurotiomycetes; Eurotiales; Aspergillaceae.
AUGAACCUUCUAAGCCUCUAUAUUUUUGCAAUCACUCUCCUUUCAUACCCUCUAGCUGUCUUGGGUACGCCUGCUCCAAACCCCACGGUUGCCCUUUUGGCAAACACAUCGCCUCAACCAACAGGCACUCCCUGGAACUUCAGCCUCUACCCCAACCGAAAAUGCAGCGGCAAAGCAACAGUAUUCUCUGGCGCUGGCACAACGGAUUGUCGAACUGACAUCCAAACGAGUGCUCAAGGUUUGCUGAGGGCGUAUAUUGAUCCUAGCUGUGUGGUCACUAUAUACAAGGACAAGAAGUGCUCAAAGAGCGAGAGCGUUGAGACUAUAUCUUCCUAUACGACGAAUAAAUGCAACCCGUGGAGAAAGAAGAGGAAGAUCAAGAGCUUCAAGGUUCAAUGCUCGUAA